Maniola jurtina (meadow brown) is the source of this 438-nucleotide messenger RNA. Its product is annotated as cuticle protein 7-like. Lineage: Eukaryota; Metazoa; Arthropoda; Insecta; Lepidoptera; Nymphalidae. Gene Ontology annotation, cellular component: extracellular matrix. The record is from RefSeq and is a predicted model, not a curated record. The transcript has 4 exons. Bases 1 to 438 code for a protein of 145 amino acids.
AUGUUCGCCAAAAUUAUAGCUUUCGGAGCCUUCUUGGCAGUUGCCAACGCUGGUCUGUACGGACACGGACACGCCGUCUCUUCACAGAGCAUCGUUCGUCACGAUGAAGGGCACUACGCUGCUCCAUUGGCCUAUGCCGCCCCAUUAGCAUACGCCGCACCCUUAUCAUAUGGAGGACAUUAUGACGGACACGAUGUAUAUGCCCACCCUAAAUACGACUUCGCGUACUCAGUGGCCGACCCGCACACCGGCGACCACAAGUCGCAGCACGAGAGCCGCGACGGCGACGCCGUGCACGGCUACUACUCGCUGCUGCAGCCUGACGGCUCCGUGCGCAAGGUCGAAUACACCGCUGAUGACCACAACGGUUUCAACGCGGUCGUACAUAACUCGGCACCCUCAGUUCAUCCCCAGCCCGCCUACAACCAUUACUAUUAA